Molecule: messenger RNA, 2841 nt
Organism: Musca vetustissima
Lineage: Eukaryota; Metazoa; Arthropoda; Insecta; Diptera; Muscidae
Exons: 5
Coding region: 1-2841 (946 amino acids)
Source: RefSeq, a predicted model, not a curated record
AUGUCGGAAUUACCAUGCUCCAAAUGCCAUCAACCCGGCAAAUUUUAUUGUGAGCGUUGUUUGGAGCCCUACUGCAGUUCGGAUUGUCAAAUUGGUGAUUGGCAGGAACAUAAAACGAAAUGCUUUAAAAUUCCGUACAAUCUCAUACCCAUUGUAAAGGCCACCAGUACUCUGAGCCUUAGAAGCGAUACCUCAUUUCGACGUUCGUAUGGCGGGUCCAAGGAGAAUAUAAAUGAUACAAGGCGUAGCAACAAUAGCACAAGCUUUGGCGGCUCGAAGGCACGCAAUCCGAUAGAAUGUGGUGAAAACUGCACUGGGGCAAAACCCAAAAAACUUUUACAAGAUGGAGAUUUUACUCUGGUAACAAAAUCGGCUGCUGCUACUUCAACACCAAUCCCUACAUCUGUAGAUGUAACACCAACCCCACUUGGCAACAUUGCCAAUUUGGCAAUCUCAAAUCCCCCAGCAGCAGCAGUUAAUGUAGAGAAACCAGCUAAUUGGCGUAUGCAUUUUAUCCCACCCAAUGGUUACUUCGAUGCCAUUGUCCAAUUUGUUGAAGAAGUCGAACAUGCUAACAAACGCUUCUUAUGGGUAACCGACAUUAAAUAUGACGGACCCUUGCGGAAACUCUUGGCCGAAAUAAAUCGAAAUAUCAAUCAACAAGAACCCUGUAAGGCUGAGUUCAUAUGCCCGGGAGCAUUGGUGGCAGCUCCAUUGGGAAAAAUUCUAUACCGAGCAGAAGUUUUAGAUUGUUCCGCCCAGGCCCAGAAGGCAGAUGUACGUCUAAUCGAUUAUGGAAAUGAAUUGCGAGUUCCGUACAAUCAACUAUUUGCUCCCAUACCGAUAAUGAUAAAUCUGAAUGCCUACGCUUUUCGUGUUUGCUUGCGUGGUGAUUGUGGUCCAUUGGAUUUAGAGACGGUAUUGACGAUUAAAGUAGUUGGGCAAAAACAUUCCGAUGGCUAUUACAAUGUGGAAUGUAAAGAGAAGACCAUACCCAUGGAAUUGCCGGUGGAACUGCUAACAAAGGAGAAAUCAUUGACUGUUGUUAAAUACUUUGUUGAUGGCCGACAUGCCCUGUUACGUCUAAGUGGUAUUGCGGAACUUGCUUCCUUGGAUGAAGUUUUAAAUUCAGAACAAACAAUACAAUAUGAAUUUGAUAAAGUUCCCAGUGAGGGGACAUUUGUGGCCGCCCGCACUAAACAUGGUUGGAAACGUGCCCGUCUCUUGGCCUACUGGGAAAAGGGCCAUGAGUUCUUAAUUUACUCAAUUGAUGAGGGUUUCAUAGCACGUUCACCACAAAUCAAACGCAUACCCACCGCCUUCUUAUGUCAUCCAAUGCAAGUAUUUGCCGUCUCCACAAGUUCGGCAGAUUAUAUGCUAUCCGAAACAAUGUUGUCUACAGUUAAGAAAUUGUCGAUUCAAUUAUUGCCGGCGACUUCGGUAACUGCGGGAAAAGAUUCCAAGACCCAUUUGUCGUGUGCUCUAUUUGAGGAUGCACGAAAAAUUGUCGAUGUUGUCAUCGCUUCAGUUUUCACGGGGUGUAUUAAGGAAUUGGACAUUGAUUUGUGGUAUGAUAUACCCGGUCCUGGCUCAUUUGUAACUGUCAGCCAUGUUAUCACAUUUAAAGAGGUCUAUAUAGCCGCAUUGGAAAGUAGAGAUUACGAGAAAAUAUUUGAUACCGAACAGCUGAAAUGUGUUCCAUUCGAUAAUGGGGAUGAAUUGAAAAAGGGCACAGUUGUUUUUAUUCGCGAUCAACAGGGAAAUAACUAUCGUGGUCAGAUAAUCGACUGCGAAAACAAUAACUAUCGAAUUAAAAACGUUGACAAAGGUGGAGAAUAUAGUGUCGAUCUUAAAUGCCUCUAUAAGCCAACAAAUCUAAUCCGUUAUCUUCCUGUUCGCUGCGCACUAAUUAAACUCAUGUAUUUAUCAACGGUACCAACUCCAAUUGCCUAUAACAAAGCAUUAACGUCGCUGGAGAAAUGUAUGGAAAAUUCGGCAGAAUUUGAAGUUUUUGCUGAUAAGGAAAAUACUGGAAUUGAUUUGUUAUUCCGCACAAAAGAAAGACAAUCGCUUUGUAAAAAAUUAUUACCACUUGUAUUUGAUGCAGCCGAAGUGCCAUGCACAGUACCACUCUAUAAUAAUCCGACCACACAACCAGCUCCACCAGAAAUUCCAAAAAGAAUUGUGGUGAAUGAAAAUCCACCCGCUACACUUACCCCACCCAAUACUCCCAUUACAACGGAAUUGCCUACAGCAACUGCUGCUGCAGCAAUGUCACCAAAAAUUCUAACCCUUGAUGAUUUGGAAAUUAUACCCAUACAGUGUGGAGAAAAUGCUGAACUGUAUACCUUGGAUGCCACAUCAAUAGUGAAUUUGGAGGGACCCUAUAUAACAGCGGCUGACUUUAAUAACAAAACUUAUUUGAGGAAAUUGGAAGCCAGCCUGGCAUUAGUUGCUGAAUACUGUAAUAGUCCCAAAGCUCCCAAGGGUGGUUAUUCACCAAAAAAAAUGGAAUUAUGUUUAUCUGUAUUCGCUGAUGAUGGCCAAUGGUAUCGUGCCAUGUGUAUAGAUUCACAAAAUGACAUCUGUUUGGUAUUAUUCCUUGACUAUGGUAAUCUAUCCAAGGUAAACAAAAAAGAUAUCAUGCCAAUGAUACCGGAACUAAUGUUUCCCUCAAAUGCCAAUAUGGUUUAUAUUGAAGGUAUAAAAACCAAGGAACAAGCUUUGAAAUUUGCAAAAUCCUUGCAAUCGAAUCCCAUUAUUAAAGCCCACGUAACUCAUAUUCCAGAGAGUGAUGCAUACCUUGCCAAGGUACAUGAUUUGGAGAAAAUAAUCGCUUAA